Molecule: messenger RNA, 3067 nt
Organism: Sycon ciliatum
Lineage: Eukaryota; Metazoa; Porifera; Calcarea; Leucosolenida; Sycettidae
Exons: 17
Coding region: 399-2342 (647 amino acids)
Molecular function (GO): metal ion binding
Source: RefSeq, a predicted model, not a curated record
AUUUCGUGCUCCGUUUUUCAGACUGGACGUGAUCUGGUGAUCGACACAGUCACACUACAUAAUCAUUGUAUGUUCUUUUGUUAGCUGACACGUACCUUUACUUAGUCCCACCCAGGCAAAUACUUCUGUGCUGCUAUUUUUACUAUUAUGGACGUAGCUACUACGGCCGUGGUGCAACAAUAUUUUUUGGAAGGUUUUGUCCAUGACUGUAGCAAUUAUUUGUAGGUGGUAGGUGACGAUCUCCUACAAAACCAACUACAAAGCAUUUGAGCGUGUCAUCAGAACUAACUUAGUAACUACUUCAAACGUAGAUUUACGGACAAGUGAUAGUGCAUGCAGUGCAUGCUCGUCAAAGUCUGAAACAAGUAGGUUGCAACAGAUCAGGAUAGUGCAUUGAGAUGUCAUCGACGCUGGGUUCUUCGGGUCGCAGCGGCAGCAAGGUAGCUGCCCCGCUACCAAGCGCUGCCGACGACAAUGCAUUCGAUGCAGCGUCGGAGGCCGUGCGCGACGCUAUUGCUGUGUUCGAGCUGAUGCGCGGCGCAACCUUGUUGAAGGCAGUGAAAAAUGGCAAGCCUCACUUCCGUACGUUCAGCUUGUCAAAGGAUUUGACACGCUUGACUUGGGUGUCUCCAAGCAAGAGCGCGGCUGAUGCAUCUGUGCUGAUAAGCCAGGUCUCAAGGAUAGUGCGUGGUCAAACAACAAAGGUCUUUGAAAGCAACCCUAUUCCGGAGUACAGCCAUUUGUCCUUAUCCCUGCUGUAUGACACAAAGAAGUCGCUGGACAUUGUGUUCUCCGAUCAGAAAAUGUACGACAUCUGGCUUCACGGCCUGCAGGCACUCGUCGAUGGCUUUUCAGACAUCAAAGCGGUUGCUGAAGUUGCUAAACGUGUAGGAUCAACCACCCAGUCGGAGAAUGUAAAAGUGAAGGUUGCAUUUGAUACCCUCGGCCAAGCUAAAGUAUCUUUCACGGAAGAGGCGUGUGACAUCUACACGUGGGGAAGAGCACAGCGCAGUGUACUCGGUCAUGGCGAUGAGAAAGAUCAGAAGGUGCCGGAGGUGCUCGUGCCUCUGCUGGGCCGUAACGUCAAGCUGAUGGCACUGGGAAAGCUGCACACCAUAGCAUUGAUUGAGUCGGAUGAUGAAGACGGCGAGAUCUACAGCUGGGGAUCAGGUCAGUACGGUCGCCUUGGACACGGCAAUCUGCACGAUCGCUUUCUGCCGUUGCGUGUCGCCGGCGACCUCUCCGGCGUUGACAUUGUACACAUUGCAUGCGGAGAGUUCCACUCGGCUGCAGUCUCUGACAAAGGCGAACUCUUCACAUGGGGUCGGUCAUCCAGUGAGCCCUGUGGGCGACUGGGCUAUGACUGCCCGCAACGCUGCUUCAAACCGAGAUUGGCCAGCAGUCUUGCAGGCAUCACAGUGUCCUCAGUGGCGUGUGGCACGCAUCACACAGUCGUGCUGACGGAAAGCAAUCAGUUACUAUCGUUUGGCGAAAACGAAGAUGGACAGCUGGGUCUCGGCCAUACCAAGUCCGUGACCGCACCGCAGCAGAUACAGUUUCCAGCACCGGUCGAUGUAGAUCCAGACGCUCCGGUGCCCGGCAUCACAAAGGUUGCAUGCGGCACGAGGCACAAUGCAGCUCUUUUUGAGAAUGGAACUGUAUUUACGUGGGGAUCCAAUGAGUUUGGCCAGUGUGGCCAAGGGGAGCCAGUCAAGAUCCUGGCACCUCAGCUAGUGGAGGCGCAGCAUAUUGAAUUUGACAUGGCCGAUGUAGCAUGUGGAGACGCCCACUCAGCAUUCGUCACCUGCGGUGGUCUUGUUUUCACGUGUGGUGACAAUACCGACAGUCAACUAGGAUUGGGCCAUUGCCACUGCAAGCCCGAGCAUCGCGUGCCGCAGCCGUUCUCCAUCGCCGGCAUCAAGGUUGUGCAGGUGUCCUGUGCGUACAGGGCGACUGCAGCGCUAUCAGAUCAGGGCAAGCUGUACACGUGGGGUUGCAACAAUAAUGGUCUGCUUGGUCAUGGCGAUCUUAGACCCAGAGCGCAGGCGACUGAAGUGCAGGCGGUGUGCGACAAGCAGGUACGCUCCGUGUUCUGCGGCGCCGAGCACAUGGCCAUCACCGUAAUGCGCUCCUGGGUGCCGGACGACGAAGCCAAGCAGUGCAUGAUGUGCAAAAAGAAGUUCACCACCGUCAGACGGCGGCAUCACUGCCGCCAAUGCGGAGGCAUAUUCUGUGGCGCAUGCACGACGAAACGGUUCCCAUUGUUGGACAAGGGGUACAAUGAGCCGCAACGUGUGUGCGACAAAUGUCACGCUUUCCUGUCUCAGAAACAGUCUAAGUAGUUCCUGUAAAUACACCCAGAGCUAUGUUUACCGCAACUCAUCCAUCAACAAAGGCGAUUGCUUUUUUUUCUUAAUGAGAAGACAGAUAUUUUGGCUGCAGGUCAGCCGGUUAUGCUUUUUUAUCUUGCCGAUAUUUUCAGAUUCUAUUUCCUGUGCUGAUUGUUGCGGGUCUGGUGUCAGAAUGAUUUUAUUUCGUCCAACCCCCCAAUCCCCAAGAAAGCAUUCGCCACUUUUGUUCUACUUUUCUAAUUAUGUCCGUGAGAGGACAAUAUUCGUUUCCGAAAACGUCUUUCUAAACGUAGAGGUGAAGGUUCGCAACGAAACACCAGAGUCCCAGUACUCAUGUUCUCUCCAUUGAGUUUUCUUAUAUUUUAUAAAUAAUUAUACUUACUACAAUUGCAGCAAUUUCGAUGUACCACCCUUCCUCCUACAGAGUCCAUAGAAAGGCCUGGAGCUCCAGUGUUGUACAUUUGGCCUGUAUGGAUGCAUUGUACCUUUCACCACGAUCACUUGACCUGACUGCACUACUCGCACUGCAGUAUGCACACAGGACAGUGCGAAUGCUUUUAAAAUGCUUUAUACAUGUAGCUACGCGUUGCCGUGUUGACGUUGGUGACCGGUGGAUACAUCAUGUUUCACUAAGCACCAAGAGGCAUGAGCAGGUCUUCUUUCAAUAACACAUCUCCGCAGCGCGUUGUCAGCGAUGCGGAAACGCAGAAAUCUUG